This is a messenger RNA of Dermacentor albipictus, 1728 nucleotides long. Its product is annotated as cytosolic non-specific dipeptidase-like. The record is from RefSeq and is a predicted model, not a curated record. Lineage: Eukaryota; Metazoa; Arthropoda; Arachnida; Ixodida; Ixodidae. Gene Ontology annotation, molecular function: peptidase activity. Gene Ontology annotation, biological process: proteolysis.
GCAUCGUCGAUUUUUCAACAAAACAGCUGCAAGUUCCACCAUUUCCUAGAAUUUGACUGACGAAUCGAACUGUCAGUUAGGCACCAAAGCGUCGGCGACCAACUAAAGGUGCCUGACUUGCAAGUAAAGAGUUAUCGCUCCAAGACAACGCCGAGGCGGACGGACCUAUUGAAAAUGGGAAGCACACAUAUCUCCAAAGACUUGCAAUCAAUUUUCAGGGUAAUCGAUGAGAACAAGGCUGCAAUGGUGGGUUCUCUCAAGGAACUGGUCUCCAUUCCAAGCGUGUCGGCGCAGACCAAACAUCGAGCGGACGUUAAACGCUGCAUCGACUGGACUAAAAAGGCGCUGGAAAACGAAGGUGUGCGUGUGGAUCUGGUGCCGCUGAUAGGGGACCAAAAUCUCUGCUACGGCAAGAGCCGGUCUACGCCUCCAGUUCUACUGGGUUCCACGGAAUACGACAGCAGGAAGAACACUGUGAUGGCAUACGGCUACCUAGAUGUGCACCCGGCUAAAAAAUCGGAUGGCUGGGACAUGGAGCCGUUCGUUCCAGAAGAUAGGGAUGGCAAGGUCUACGGCCGAGGAUGUGCUGCUGGCAAAGGGCCCAUGGUUGCCUGGAUAUGGGCCUUGAAGGCGUUCAACAUAGCCGGCGUGGCGUUGCCUGUCAACCUCAGAUUCGUCAUCGACUCCACGAAGGAAGUGGGCUCCCAAGAAGUCAUGGAUUAUAUCCAGUCGAAGAUGAGUUCCGAUUUUUACUGCAGAACCUCCAGCGUUGUUCUGUCAGAUGGCUGCUGGCUUGAAGGAAGUAAACCUUGCAUUUCCUUCGGCCUAAGGGGCAUGUGUUACUUCCAAGUCGACGUGACAUGUGCCAGUCAAGACCUGCACUCUGGCGUCUAUGGAGGAACAAUCUCGGAAGGCAUGUCUGACCUGGUCAGUCUGCUCAACUCUCUCACUGAUGAUGACGGCUGCGUCUCAGUACCGGGCUUCUGCGAUGAACUGGCCACCAUCACGGAAGAUGAAAACCGGAUUUUAGAACACGCCCUCUUCGACCUGGAGACCUUUCGCAAGAAUCUGGGUGUGCCUCAGCUGACAGAAAAAGACAAGGUGGAGGCAUUAAAGCGCAUCUGGCAGUGCCCAUCUCUUAGCAUUCAUGGCAUACAGGGAGCUUACUCCGGUUCUGGUGAGAAGGCGGUGAUUCCAGGUCACGUGAUCGGCAAGUUCUCCGUUCGCACAGUGCCAUAUCAGCGAAGCGAGAAAGUGCGCGAACUCAUCACCAGGCACCUCGAGAGCGAGUUCGCCAAGCGCAAUAGUCCUAACAGACUGAAGGUCACCAUGACAACCAGUUGCGAGCCGUGGACAACGUACCCAAGAACCGCCAAUUUCCGAGCCGCGCAAGCUGCCGUCAAGCAAGUGUACGGCACGGUGCCAGGCCUUAUUCGCAGUGGUGCCAGCGUAGCCGCUGCAUCUACGCUGUACGGCAGAGCGAGCCUCAACACGAUCCAGGUGCCCAUCAGUGCGGCCAGCGGCUACUGCGUCAACGAGAACAUUCCCGUCGAUGACUUGGUUCGAGGGGCCAAGUUGUUUGCAGCUUAUUGCUACGAAGUCGCCAGGUUUCCGUGAAGCGUCGAACGGUUCAGCACCAGAGGAAAAACAACUUCCACCUUCCUUGCUUUCACUCACUUGUGAGCAACUGGCUUAAAUAAAGAAGUUUCCCCAAAACAUCGUCGUGAA